AUGGAUGCAAAGAAUGCUUUGACUACCAUCUUCUGCGGCUCUGCCUUUGGCGCUGCCUUGACGGCGGCCGGGAUGCACAGGCCCGAAGUCAUUCUCUCGCAGCUAACCCUGAGCAACUUUCAUAUGCUGGAGUCGUUCCUGACGGCUGCGGCGGGCAGCACUGCCGUGGUGACACUAUUGCAGCAUCUAAAGAUUAUCAACAUGAGUCCUCGAAGCUACUCGUCGAUCGGUCUAUUCGGCAUCAUGGACGGUAAUAUUGUCGGCGGUCUCGUGCUUGGUGCUGGUAUGGCACUUGCUGGAUCAUGCCCUGGAACAGUCUUUGCCCAGGUCGGCGCCGGAAUCGAGUCUGGCCUGUACACUCUGUCAGGACUGGUCGUUGGAGGAAUUCUCUGGACCGGUAUUCUGAAGCCAUAUCUAUCAAAGUCCUCCAGCAGGAAAAGCGAAACGACGCCGCCGACAUCACUCGACAAACGACUCGGAAUCAGCGAUUUGGGAGUGGUGGCGGCCAUCGAGUUGGUCUUUGUCUCGACUGUUGUCAUUGCAGUGGCUGCAAAAGCUGAUACUUCUCGGGGCAUUGUACAUCCAGUCACUGGCGGUUUAAUGAUUGCUGGAUCUCAGUUGCUCUCUGCAACACUUCGGAAAGCGCUUCUUGGUACCUCUACGGCAUUCGAAGAGGUUGGGAAAUGUUUCUGGUCCGUGGCAAAAGGUGGAAAGAGUUCAGGGGACGCUCUGUCGUUUCCGACCGUUGUGUUUGUUGCUGGUGUGACCCUGGGCGCCCGCAUCAUCUCAUCAUUGUAUCCUGUAGCCCCAGGCAUGAGUACGAUGGAUGCAGAUCCCCUCAGAGUAGUAGGAGGUGGCAUCUUGCUUGCAAUAGGGUCAAGGAUGGCGGGCGGGUGCACCUCUGGCCACGGCAUCAGCGGUACGUCAUUACUGUCCGUAUCUUCAUACGUGACCGUGGCGGCAAUGUUUGCUGGAGCGAUUGGGACUGCUUUGGCUUUGUACGGAUUCAAUUGA
Messenger RNA from Pestalotiopsis fici W106-1, 1014 nucleotides. RefSeq lists its product as uncharacterized. The transcript has 2 exons. NCBI's taxonomy places the organism in Eukaryota, Fungi, Ascomycota, Sordariomycetes, Amphisphaeriales, Sporocadaceae. The record is from RefSeq and is a predicted model, not a curated record. Bases 1 to 1014 code for a protein of 337 amino acids. Gene Ontology annotation, cellular component: plasma membrane.